AUGUCGUCGAGCUUCAUGCGCAAGCGCCCGCCCGUUCUGAACGCGGGCAAGGCGAGGAAGCUCGGCGUGACGCAGAUCUCGCGCGUCACCGCCGAGGGGGACGCCGCGCACGGCAUCGACGGCGGCCCGACCACGCCCGAGGGCACGACGACGACCGCCGCGAUGAAGAACGACACCGCGCGAACGCCGCCGACGCCGGAGCUCGCGUCGCACGUCGCGCCGCCCGCGGGGAUCGCUCGCGCGGCGCCGCCGCCGGCAUCGCGCGCGGCGAAACACCUCGAACCGCCGAAGUCCGACAUGGCGGAAUGGGACGAUUGGAGCCUCUCGUCCUCGUUCGCGUCGGCGUCCUCGAACAACGCGUCCACCGCGGCGAGCGCGCUUCUUCCAUCGCGCGGCGGCGUCGCGCGCGCGGGGUCGCACCGCAGCGCUGCGAGCGCGCUCGAUCGCCUCGCGUCGUCGUCCUCCUCCUCCUCCGCCUCCGGCGGCCGCGGGACGCGCGCCAAGACGGCGCCGGGGGACGACCUCUCCGACGCCAUCGACGGCGUCGUCGCCGGCGCCUCGGACGCGUUCACCGGCCUCGGUCGGACCGUCAUGUUCUUGGGCAACGCGCUGGAUAAGACGUUGGGCACCGCGAUCGAGAGCACCGCGGCGGCGAUGAAGAAGGGGAUCGAGAACGCGGACGCCGCGCUGGCGGCUUCGAAGGGCCAGCCGGGGGCGAGUCCGCGACGCGGCGGCGGCGGCGGCGGCGGCGGCGCCAGAGCCGCGCGGCGGGGCUUCGGGUACGAACCCGACGCGUUCGAUGUCGAGAACGUCACGCCGCCGCGAAAGUCGCGCGGGUCGCGCCUCGGCGGCGGCGGCGGCGGGGCAUCCCCGAGCGGCGGCGGUCUGCGCGUCUACCGCUCGCCGCUGCGACGCGUCGACGGGAACCGCGUUCGCGGAAAACCGUCCCCCGCGCGCUGCGGCGGCGGCGGCGGCGCGAAGAAAACGAAACCGGCGGACGACGACGACGACUGGGGCUGGGGCAGCACGAGCCCCACGGCAUCGCCGGGGUCCUCCAAAGACAAAGAGAGCCGCGCGCGCGACGAGGACGCGGCCGAGUUCGAGCGCUUCGCGUCCGUCGCGCGCGGGUGGCGCGCGGAACGCGACGCCGCGCUCGCGGCCAACGCGGCGCUGCGAAAAGAGCUCGACGGCUUGCGCCAAGAGCACGCGUCGCUGAAGCGACAGAACCUUUCGCUGAACAAGCGGCUGCUCGCGAACGCGCACUGCGGCGAGGGCGGGGACCCGCUCCACGAGCAGAUGCGGCGACAGACGGAGUCGCUGCUCGGGGAGAAGAGCGCGUUGGCGCGGGAGUGCGACGCGUUGAAGCGAGAGUGCGUCUCGCUGCAGGCGCGUUCUAUCUCACACUGGUUCCCAUACGACCGCGUUGGCGUGGUGAACGCCGAGCUGCUGGCGUACUCGGACAUGGCGAAGACGGCGGAGGCGAUGUACUCCCCGGGGGGCGCGCUGGGGAGGGAUCCGGACCCGGACCCGCCGCGCGAGGGGACCGGGGCGGCGGCGGCGGCGAGGGAGGACGUCGAGGAGACGACCGCGGCGGCGGUGGAGGUGGAGGAGGAGGAGGAGGAGGAGGACGCGGCGGUCGACGAGCGAGACGCGGUCGCGGCGGCGGAGGCGGAGGCGGCGGCGGCGGCGGCGGCGGAGGAGGAGGAGGAGGAUUUUGAUCUCGAGAUGGAGGACGCCAUCUUAGAGGAAGCGCUCGCCGCGUUCGAGGAGGUCGUCGCCGAGGAAGCCGCCGCGGUCGCCGCGGAGGCGCGCGCGGAGGAGGCGCCCGCGGCGGCGGCGGCGGAGCCCGCGGUCGCCGCGGUCGCCGCGGUCGCCGCCGCCGCCGCCGCCGCCGCCGCCGCGCCCGCGGUCGAGAGCGCGGCAUCGCCGGGGAAGAAGGGAAAGAAGGGGAAGAAGGGGAAACGAUGA
This is a messenger RNA of Micromonas pusilla CCMP1545, 1968 nucleotides long. RefSeq lists its product as uncharacterized. The record is from RefSeq and is a predicted model, not a curated record. Bases 1 to 1968 code for a protein of 655 amino acids. The transcript has 6 exons. NCBI's taxonomy places the organism in Eukaryota, Viridiplantae, Chlorophyta, Mamiellophyceae, Mamiellales, Mamiellaceae.